GGCAAAACAUACCUUUAACAAUAACUGUUUUGCACUAAACCAAGACAGUUAGAAAAAAUCGAGAUUUAACCGUUGUAAGAUCGGGGACAUUCAAGUAAAACAUGGUGCAAUAUCAGCUUUUUGUGAUGCUUGGUUUGAUUGUGAUAAUAAGAAGCCAUGACCAUCACAGUAACCCCGACCUUGACCCCGAUGAUCCCGGAAGUGUAGAGAAAGUACUACAAGACACCGAGCACAUGAAGGAGCACUACGGUGGUAAAAUGGACAAAGUGGAUUGGACUAAAAUGACGAACAAUGAAAGAUUGUUCCAUUUCUUCAAGAUAAACGAUCAUGACGAAAACAACAAACUAGAUGGUUUAGAACUCUGGAAAGGGUACAAUCACUGGAUGGGUGAUUUCUCCAAACCGAAAACAAGCCUACAGGGGGAAGAAAGAGAAGCAUUUUAUGAAAAGCUGGCUAAUAACAGGUUCAAAAGCAUUCAAAGAAUAGUUGACAACUUCUUAGACGAGGACCAAAACGAUGACGGAUACCUGACGUUCGCUGAAUAUGUGCGCGCGCAGGAAGUCAUGCGAAGUAACUACAAAGCUAAGACUACGUAUGGGGACAGAAGCGACCCCUAUAAUGAUCACAACCCAAAUACAAACGUGAAAAGAAAUGUAUAGUAAAUGUCAAUUCCCAUAACUUGAGAAGAAUAUAGAGCAGAUGCCAAGAUCCAAAUCAAUUUAAAAUGUACAUGAUUUGAUAAAAAUAAAAUUCUCCAAGAUGAUCGGA
Molecule: messenger RNA, 768 nt
Organism: Owenia fusiformis
Lineage: Eukaryota; Metazoa; Annelida; Polychaeta; Sabellida; Oweniidae
Source: the annotation of a GenBank genome assembly